Pseudophryne corroboree (corroboree frog) is the source of this 2403-nucleotide messenger RNA. Its product is annotated as oocyte zinc finger protein XlCOF6.1-like. Gene Ontology annotation, cellular component: nucleus. Gene Ontology annotation, biological process: embryo development; regulation of transcription by RNA polymerase II; urogenital system development. The record is from RefSeq and is a predicted model, not a curated record. The transcript is spliced from 5 exons. NCBI's taxonomy places the organism in Eukaryota, Metazoa, Chordata, Amphibia, Anura, Myobatrachidae. Gene Ontology annotation, molecular function: DNA-binding transcription factor activity, RNA polymerase II-specific; RNA polymerase II cis-regulatory region sequence-specific DNA binding. The coding region runs from base 80 to 1297 and encodes 405 amino acids.
CCCACCUCUAAGAUGUGACACUGCGUAGGGGGGCGUGGCCAAACAGUCAGGCGGCGCCAUAGUGUCCCAGGGUGAAGCCAUGAAUAAUAUCAAGGUAGAGAAUAUCGAAGCAGAAGAAGAAAAGUAUUCAAGUGGUGUCCAGGAGUGUAAGGAAGAGGAAACAUCUACAGAUAUCAGCACAGAUGGGGCCAGUAACAGGAAUACCCCAGAGAGAUGUCCCCAUCCUCUUUAUUCACAGGAUCAUACAGAGGAGAGUCACAGUGUCCCACAGGAGGAUCAGUGGAAAGAUCUAAUUAUUAUCAAAGUAGAAGAUAUAAAAGAAGAAGAGGAGACGUGUGUGUGGGGUGAUCUGCAGUGUAAGAAGGAAGAAAUCCCUACAGGUAUCAGUACAGCAGAUUGCCACAACAUCAGGAAUCCCUCGGAGGAACAGCUCACUAUUACUCCAGAUUUUAAAACAGAAGAUAACGUCAUCACAGAACAUUCUACAGGAGAAAACCUCUUUACCCCAAAUAUACAUCCAGUAGCUUACAGUGCAGACAUAUCAUUUGAUCCCCCUAAUCCUGAUGAGUGUUCUCCUGAUAACUCUUAUAGUAUUAUACAUAGUACAUUUUUUCAAUGUUACGAAUGUGGGAAACAUUUUAUACAGAAAUCAGAUUUUAGCAGACAUCAAAGAACUCACUCAGGUGAGAAGCCGUUUUUAUGCUCUGAAUGUGGGAAAUGUUUUUUACAAAAAUCAAAUCUUGUUAGACACAAGAGAACUCACACAGGCGAGAAGCCGUUUCCAUGUUCUGAGUGCGGGAAAUAUUUUACAAAUAGAUCAGCUCUUGUUAUACAUCAGAGAACUCACACGGGUGAGAAGCCGUUUCCGUGCUCCGAGUGUGGGAAAUGUUUUACACACAAAUCUGCUCUUGUUAUACAUCAGAGAACUCACACAAGUGAGAAGCCAUUUACGUGUCCCGAGUGUGGCAAAUCUUUUACGGAUAAUUCAGCUUUUGUCAGACACCAGAGAAGUCACACAGGUGAGAAGCCGUAUCCAUGUUUAGAGUGUGGGAAAUGUUUUGCAAUGACAUCAAAUCUUGUUAGACACCAGAGAACUCACACAGGGGAGAAGCCUUAUAUGUGCUUUGAGUGUGGGAAAUGUUUCACACAGAAAUCAGAUCUUGAUCAACAUCAAAUAAUCCACAGAGGCGAGUGGCCAUUUUCAUGUUCCGAGUGCAAUAAAUGUUUUAGAAAAAAAUCCUUUCUUGUUAAACAUCAGAGAACUGAACACAGUGGGGAAACAGUUUCCAUGUCCUGAUUGUGGGAAAUGUUUUACACAAAAUAAGAUUUUUCAAACAUCAUAGAGCUCACACAUCAUUUCACAGAUAAUGUGUGGUUUUGUUUUAACCUAGUAAGUCUAAUUAAAUAUUGAGCUGUGUUUUAUUUGUGGAAUAUGUGCUACAUCAGGUAUAUCGAUGAAGCAGCCCUCCAGCUACUGUGGAACUACAUAUCCCAGAAUGCCUUGCCACAGUAUUGCUAUUAGAGCAUGCAAAAACUGUGGCAAGGCAUGUUGGGAUGUAUAGUUCCAUAGCAACUGGAAGGCCACAUGUUGGCUAUCCCUGUUCUACAUGGCAAUAAAGCAUGGCAUGUACCAAUACUCUGUUAUUUGCUGCAGGUAGGAUGAGAGGGAGGAGCUUAUGUUGGUCUGAUAAAAGGAGCGCCAUCUUAGCCCUCACCCUUCCAGGCAGCAGUAGAAACACCGCAAGUGAUGUGAUAUGUAUUAUUAUACACUAUGCUAUAUUUCCAGUCAUGUCUCCUAAGGGUAGAUUUAUGAAAUCUUCUAAAACAGAUAAGUGGUGAUGUGGCCCAUAGUAACCAAUCAGAUUAUGUAUCACUAUCUAGAAUGCAACUGAGAAAAGAUAGCUAGAAUCUGAGUGGCUACUAUAAGUAACACUACUCAGUGAUCUCCCAUCAGUAACUGUUGUUUGUUCCUUCAACAUUCCCUUUGGACUUGAUGUAGAAAAGAUGGAAGAUUGGUUUAUAUGGAAAUAGCAGCUUAAUGUAUGCAGGAUAUAACAUUGUGUUGCUUACGCUCUCUGACAGAGUCUAUGUCCAGUCCCCCUUCUGUACUGAGAAAUGAGCAACAAUAAGGAAUAUACAGAUGAAGUUGUUUUAUUGUUGUUAAAUCCAUUGUAGAAACCAAUUUACAAGCAAUGACUGUCCGCUGACCAUGUCUGUGUCAGAUGUUUAUCAGAUAACGUGAUUAUCAGACAUUACCAGCCUAUAGCUAUCCGUUAUAUGUCAGUAUCACUGUAUAUCAUAUGUGCUACUUUAUAUUUUUUACCACUAUAAAUUGUCUGCACUUAUGUUUCCAAGUUACGGUUCAGGAUGACUGAAAUAAAAUAGGAAUCCUCAAUUGAAUAA